AUGGCCGACGACCGCAUCGUCAAGCCUACCGAGCCCGAUGCCCUCAUUCUGGAGGCAUGGGGCCAAGGCCUGAUGGUUGGUAGUUUGCUGAUCAUGGCGGCCAUCACGGUUGCUAACAUGAAGAAACACAUUCUCUUGCACAAGCUGAUCUUUGCCGAGCUCAUCCUGGCCAUGGCCCAUGGAACCUUUAUCUUCCCCCACGAGCCGGUUUAUGGUUGGUACCUGUCCGUCACGGCUAUCGGGUUGAAUAUCUCUUGGGCAUUGCACAAUGUCAUCGCGUGGAUGAAAUGCAAGGCUUUUCUCUCUCGGAAGGUUUCGAUUUUCUACAUCGUUACUGUUAUUCUUUGCUGGCCAUACUGGGGUUUAGAGAUUUACGCCAACUUUACGUACUUCAACAAUAUCAAUAAGUUGUUCCUGAAGACGAGGCCUUUGGAGCCGUUGUUCCGGUUUGUUAUCCUAUCCUCUCUGCCUCCAUGGAUGAACCCACUAACAAGAUUGAUCUGCAGUGAUCCUUGGUGGGUAUUCACUACAGUCAAUCUGUUCUGGACCAUCAAACGCCAAUACAGCUUCGGACUCUACGAACUCGUGAGAAUCAGCCCCCGUAUGGGCAUCAUGCUCGGAGCAAUGUGCUUGUCAAUCAUCUUCAUCAUCGUCGAUACCUGCAGCGUGACCAAUGUCUUUUCCAGCCUUCUCCCGACAGGCGUCGAACCCUUCUGGAAGUUAUCGUUUAUCUUCAAGUGCCUCUGCGACACGGUCAUCCUCGAUGAUUUCAAAACAGCCCUCGAUCGGAUGCGCGCACACUGGAUGAAGAAGACCGCCAAUACCGAGAUCCACUCAACGCCCACGCCUCUUACCAGACCACAAGCUCGCAGACCCCAUGACAUCGAGGCCAUGCCUUCCGCCAGUGAUAAUGAUAAUUCCAUCAAGGUUACAGUCACCCACUCGGUUUUUAGGGAAGACAUUCCUUUGCGCGAUGCCUAG
This is a messenger RNA of Penicillium canescens, 981 nucleotides long. RefSeq lists its product as uncharacterized. The record is from RefSeq and is a predicted model, not a curated record. The coding region runs from base 1 to 981 and encodes 326 amino acids. The transcript is spliced from 3 exons. NCBI's taxonomy places the organism in Eukaryota, Fungi, Ascomycota, Eurotiomycetes, Eurotiales, Aspergillaceae.